Magnolia sinica is the source of this 381-nucleotide messenger RNA. RefSeq lists its product as uncharacterized. The transcript has a single exon. Bases 1 to 381 code for a protein of 126 amino acids. NCBI's taxonomy places the organism in Eukaryota, Viridiplantae, Streptophyta, Magnoliopsida, Magnoliales, Magnoliaceae. The record is from RefSeq and is a predicted model, not a curated record.
AUGCGAUUCGGGAAAAAGGGCAAACUAGCACCCAGGUACAUUGGCCCGUUUGAGAUAUUAGAAAGAGUGGGAGAGGUAGCUUACCGUAUUGCACUACCCCCACAGUUGGCCAAUGUUCAUAAUGUCUUUCAUAUCUCCAUGCUGAGGAAGUAUGAACCGGACGCCUCUCACAUUAUCAACUGGGAACAAAUAGAGCUGUGGGAUAAUGCCACCUACGUAGAAGAACCCAUACAGGUCCUCGAUCGCAGGGAUCAAAUUCUUCGAACCAAAGUUAUUCCUUUGGUCAAGGUUCUGUGGACACAUCACAACCAAGAAGAAGCAACAUGGGAGCGCGAGGAAGAAAUGAAGGAAAAACACCCCAGCCUCUUCUACAAGGACUAG